CAGGAUCAACACCGUCACUCCCAAAAACCACCCACAAUGCGUGAAGUCAUCUCCAUCCAUGUUGGCCAGGCCGGUGUCCAGAUUGGAAACGCCUGCUGGGAACUCUACACAAUCGAGCACGGUUUGACUCCUGACGGUCGCUUCAUCGACAAAGCGCAGGUCUCGCGCGCGGGCGAUGGUUUGUCAACUUUCUUUUCCGAGACGGGCUCCGGCAAGUAUGUCCCGCGCUCUCUCUACAUCGACUUGGAGCCAGGUGUUAUCGACGAGGUCAAGACUGGCACCUAUCGAUCACUUUUCCACCCGGAAACAAUGCUGACAGGAAAAGAGGACGCUGCGAACAACUAUGCACGUGGACACUACACCGUCGGCAAGGAGCUCAUCGACCCCGCCAUGGAAAAGCUUCGCCGUCUUACAGACAACACUAACGGCCUCCAGGGCUUCUUCGUCUUCCACUCGUUCGGUGGCGGAACUGGGUCUGGGUUCGGUGCCCUCCUCCUGGAACGCCUCGCGACGGAAUACGGAAAGAAGUCUAAGCUUGAGUUCUGUGUCUACCCCGCACCACAGCUGUCUAGCUCCGUUGUCGAGCCCUACAACUCCGUCCUCACGACCCACACGACGCUCGAGCAUUCGGAUUGUUCCUUCAUGGUCGAUAACGAAGCAAUCUAUGAUAUCUGCAAAAAGAGGCUCAACGUGUCCCAGCCCAGCUUCACCAACUUGAACAGGCUGAUCGCCCAAGUCGUCUCGUCCGUCACCGUCUCGCUCCGUUUCGAUGGAUCUCUCAACGUCGACCUGAACGAGUUCCAGACGAAUUUGGUUCCAUUCCCGCGCAUCCAUUUCCCUCUUGCCACCUACUCUCCUCUGCUUUCGACCGACAAGGCUAACCAUGAGGGUAACACUGUUGCCGAGAUGACCCUCGCGUGCUUCGAGGCUGGUAACCAGAUGGUGAAAUGCGACCCCAGGGAAGGAAAAUAUAUGGCCUGCUGCUUGCUGUACCGUGGUGACGUCGUGCCAAAGGACGCCAACGCUGCUAUCGCCAGCAUCAAGACGAAGAAAACCAUCCAGUUCGUUGACUGGAUUCAGACUGGUUUCAAGCUUGGUGUUUGCAGCGAGCCUGCUUCCACCGUUCCCGGAGGCGACCUUGCGAAGACAUCUCGGAGCUUGGCCAUGCUUUCGAACACCACGGCCAUUGCUUCUGCCUGGAAGCGUCUUGACCACAAAUUCGAUCUCAUGUACUCAAAGCGCGCGUUCGUCCACUGGUAUGUCGGGGAGGGUAUGGAGGAGGGUGAGUUCUCCGAGGCCCGCGAGGACCUCGCCGCGCUCGAGAAAGACUACGAAGAAGUUGGCCUGGAUACCGUAGAGGCCGAGGAAGAGGGAGAGUACUGAUUCUCUCGACGGUUUCAAUUUCUCGCUGUCGACGAUGAUGAUACCACUUUUUUACCCUUCCUCGCCAUCGGCACUUCCAUCCGCAGUCGAGUGUUUUACUUCUGGCUAUCUUCCCUAUGGUGUACUGUUCCCGGAUCUUACAAUAACAGUUAUUAGCUGCUGUGGCCCUCUUGGUUGUUCUAACUAAUUGGUACUCAACGCUGUAUAUAACUCCCCAAGAUAUAUCCCUUGUCGCGUCCGUUUAAUGAGAAUGCGGUUUAUAC
Heterobasidion irregulare TC 32-1 is the source of this 1646-nucleotide messenger RNA. It is a transcript of the gene aTub3, whose product is annotated as alpha 3 tubulin. Lineage: Eukaryota; Fungi; Basidiomycota; Agaricomycetes; Russulales; Bondarzewiaceae. The record is from RefSeq and is a predicted model, not a curated record. Bases 37 to 1383 code for a protein of 448 amino acids. Gene Ontology annotation, cellular component: spindle; cytoplasm; nucleus. Gene Ontology annotation, molecular function: structural constituent of cytoskeleton; GTP binding. Gene Ontology annotation, biological process: microtubule cytoskeleton organization; mitotic cell cycle; nuclear migration by microtubule mediated pushing forces. The transcript has 12 exons.